UUACGUGAGGCUGGAAAGCGGCGAGCGCCCUGUUGCAGUCUGGAAGCGACGGGGGGAGGGUGCUGUUUGGCGCAGUACGAAUCGUGGGCGGCUGUCUCUGCUUUCUUUCAAUCCUAUCUUCCACGAGCGAGGUUUGUUUUCUGGUUUUUAAGAAGGUGUGUUAUAUCUCGCCUUUUUAUAGAUCGGAGUUUCUUUGCUGGGAUUCAUAGGCAGGAAUAUAAUCGCACAAUGAGUUCGAUCAAUGUAAAAAAGCUGAAAGUAAAUGAGCUGAAGGACGAGCUCAAAAAACGGCAGCUUUCCGACAAGGGGCUGAAGGCCGAGCUGAUGGACCGGCUGCAGGCCGCGCUCGACGAAGAGGCCAAAGCCGGGGGCGAUUUCCCCGGGCCCGGGGCUGACGAGAAUGGCGCCGAGGCUGGAUACGACGACAGCGCAGCUCCCGUCGACGAGAUGGCCGAGGAGUUGGAGGAAGACGUAGCCGGGGAGAGCAUGGAGGCCGAUGCGUUGGAGGAGGAAGGAGACGGGGGCGAAGCGGAGGCCGAUGACAACGUGGAGGGAGGCUGCGGAGACGCCGCCGAGCAGCAGGACGACGAGAUGGGUGACGAGGAUGAGGACAUCGGGGAAGAGAUGGACAAACUGAACGAAGACGAGGAUGCCCUGCUCAAGGAAGACGACGAGGACAUGGACAAGCUGGACGACGACGAUGGUCUUGCCGAGUCCCAGCCGGCCGAAGGGGAUGCCGACAAAGACAAGAAUGCUGAACAGAAGAAUAAGAAGGGUGUUAAGAGACGUCGGGAGGAACAUGGAAGGGGCUACUUUGAAUUUAUUGAAGAAAGCAAAUACAGCCGGGCUAAGUCUCCACAGCCCCCCUUGGAGGAGGAAGACGAGGAAUUCGAUGACACCACUGUCUGUCUUGACACUUACAACAGCGAUUUGCACUUCAAAGUGUCUCGGGACCGAUACAGCGCCUCUUCUCUCACUAUGGAAAGCUUCGCUUACCUGUGGGCUGGGGGCAGGGCUACGUACGGAGUGGCUAAGGGCAAAGCCUGCUUUGAAAUGAAGAUAACUGAGAAGAUCCCUGUGAAACACGUGUCCAGCAAAGGCAUUGAGAUCCACGAGGUCCAAGUGGGCUGGUCUUUGGCCAGUGGGAGCUUGCUGUUGGGGGAGGAAGAGCAUUCCUAUGCCUUCUCCGUUAAGGCCAAGAAAACCGCUAACUGCGUGACAGAAGAUUAUGGAGAGAAUUAUGAUGAGAACGACGUCAUUGGCUGCUUUGCUAACUUCGAGGGGAGCGAAGUCGAGCUGUCCUUUUCCAAGAACGGCCGGGACCUGGGCGUGGCCUUCAAGGUCAACAAGGACGAGCUGGCGGGGCGUCCCCUCUACCCCCACAUUCUGUGUCACAACUGCGCUGUGGAAUUCAACUUCGGCCAGCGGGAAACACCUUUCUUCCCCCCGCUGGAGGGCUUCACCUUCUUGCAGAAGGUCUCCGUGGAGGACAGAGUCCGGGGGCCCAAGGGUCCGGAAAACAAGACUGACUGUGAGGUGAUUGUUAUGGUUGGCCUUCCUGGGGCUGGCAAGACUGCUUGGGUCAAGAAGCAUAUCGAGGAGAACCCUGGGAAAUACAAUGUCCUGGGCACCAACACUAUCUUGGAGAAGAUGAUGAUCUCUAGCUUGAAGCGACAGAUGAAGGACACCACCAAGCUGACCGCCAUCUCCCAGCGUGCUCCUCUCUUCCUGGGCAAGUUCAUCGAGAUUGCAGCUCGCAAGAAAAGGAACUACAUCCUGGACCAGACCAACGUGUCGGCUCCAGCCCAGAGGAGGAAAAUGUGCCUCUUCGCAGGCUUCCAGCGCAAAGCUGUUGUAGUCUGCCCCACAGAUGAGGACUACAAGCAGAGGACACAGAAGAAGGCCGAGUCAGAUGGCAAAGACGUCCCAGAACACGCCGUUCUCAAAAUGAAAGGUAUCUUCACCCUGCCGGAGGAGGGCGACUGUUUCUCGGAAGUCACUUACGUGGAGCUGCAGAAGGAGGAAGCCACCAAGCUGCUAGAGCAGUACAAGGAGGAGAGCAAGAGCGCUCUGCCUCCUGAGAAGAAGCCUAACCAAGGGGGUCCCUCCUCCAAGAAAGGGGGCAACCGGGGCCGAGGUGCCAAGAAUCCAUUCAACCGUGGCGGGGGACCAGGCCAGAGGGGAGGCAGGGGCGGCUUCCAGAACAGAGGCAACUUCAGGGGAGUGCCCGGACCCAGGGGGGGAUUCGUCAGGCCUCCUCGAGGUUUCCUGCCACCACCAGCUUUCAGAGGGGGCUUCGCGAACCGCGGCGCCUUCAACCGAGGCGGUGGCCCCCCUAGUCGUGGUGGGGCUCCCAGAGGAGGCACCAUGAACAGGGGCAACAUGGCCCCCAGAGGCGGCGCUAUGAGCAGGGGAAACAUGGCACGUGGAGGGGGUAACAACAGAGGCAACUUCAACCAGCCAAAAUUCCGAGGCCGAGGUGGGAACAACCGUGGCUUCAAGGAUGGCAACUUUGGUAUGAACAAGGCGCAGGCUUUCAACCAGAGCUGGCAACAGGGGUUCUGGAACCAGAAGCCCUGGAGCCAGCAGUAUCAUCCAGGAUAUUACUGACCAAUAGCAGAAGAAUGGACUGUGGCACACUGACACCCCCCACACUUUCUGUGGACACCUACAUUUAUUGUUUUUGUUUUCAUUUCCCCCCCAGCUUUUAACAGAAAGACAUUCCACAUCUUAGGAGAAGUGCCUGUGGGUUCUUUUGCAGCUUUAUGGUUUCAUCUUUUUUUUUUUUUUUUUGUGUAUAUUGGUUAUUUUAAGUCCCUUGCUUUAACUUGUCAGGAACCUCAGCAUUGAUUCAGGGUGGGAUGUUUUCAGGGUUCUGCAUUUUAUCUGUACAAUGUGAUUUUUACUGAAGUAUCAUUUUUUGCAUAGUAUCAGUUGUCCUUUAUUAGUGUAAACUUUCAACGCUUACAAAUCAGGAGUAGCUAUUGCUCCUUUUAGAAGCAUGUUGCCAUUGUAAUAAAUUGUAUUGGUAGUCUUGCAGCAUCAAAUGUGUUUCAAAUAGGUGAACCUGUGACGGUUAAGCUUUCCACACCCCUAUCCCCUUAACUUGUUGGUUAAAGACAUAAACCCUGUAAUAGCUAACAAUAGGCUAACAAUAAACGGGUUCUUUGCUUUUUUUAACUUGUAUGGCUUAUUUUUUACAAUCCAUAUCAAAGGUGCUAAGCAACCUUUGACUGAGUCGGAAUGCCACGUAUCGGUCUGCUUUGUCACCCAAGGUCAGGCCAACAGAGAGCCCCUCCAGCCAGGGAUGCUGACACUAAUGCUGUGUUUCUGCAGUGCCCCCUGGAGGUCUGGGGUUUAGGGAAUAAAGGCGCCUUUAAAAGAACCCAUCAUGAUUACAGAAGUUGAUUCAGUGUUUUCAGUCAAAGCUGUCUUUGUAAUAACCCCCAUGUUUUAAGAUGUACUGUUGUAGUGUAGAAAUACUUAUAGUGCUUUUUAUAUAUGUAAAUUAUUUAUAAAUUCAAGGCUAGAGUGCAAGCAUAAUGCUGGGACUUGCACCUUGGAAACAAGGGAAGGGGUUAGUCUGUGGUAGGGAUGUGGGUGUGUUUGAAGGGGGUCGCCCCGAUACAUAUAUCUUAUUUUGUGAAAAUUACUCCACUUCAGGUGUUUGAUAUAAAACCUUUACUUAGUUGUGUGGUUUUUUUUUUUCAUGUUAAUAAAAGGCCCAGCUUUUGUAUGUUCAUGUUGAAAAUAUAAUUCUACGAUACAAAAUAUUGAUCUGAUUUUUAUCUCUACACGAUUAACCUUUUUAUUUCAGGAUUAUACUCGUGUACGUUGCUACAGAUGCUGUAAAUAGCUUUUUUUUUUUUAAGGUUAGAUUUAAAAGAUCGGGAAGCUCCACUGACACGCUCAUCUUGCGGUUUUCUUUUAACCUUUGUGUAUAUAAGCUGAGUCUCAAGUUCUCCCUGCACACAAAUAAAAUGUUGUGUCUACAGGAGCUCACAUCCCUUUGAUCACUGACACUGUUUUUGAUUGCUUGUCUAAAAGAGGCGCUUUGAGGUGAAUUUGCGUGUUAAUGUCUGGAUGUAUGCGGAAGUAUUUGGAUGCUGAAUGAGACGGCACUGAGAUAAUGUUCCACUUUUGUAAAAUAGACAAGUUUUGUUUUUAUACCUUGAUAUGUUUUGUAUUUUGCUAUGAAAAAAUUAAAAAGAUGAGGAUGCCAA
This is a messenger RNA of Paramormyrops kingsleyae, 4223 nucleotides long. It is a transcript of the gene hnrnpub, whose product is annotated as heterogeneous nuclear ribonucleoprotein Ub. Gene Ontology annotation, molecular function: promoter-specific chromatin binding; protein binding; RNA binding. The record is from RefSeq and is a predicted model, not a curated record. Gene Ontology annotation, cellular component: ribonucleoprotein complex; nucleus. Gene Ontology annotation, biological process: positive regulation of transcription by RNA polymerase II; alternative mRNA splicing, via spliceosome. NCBI's taxonomy places the organism in Eukaryota, Metazoa, Chordata, Actinopteri, Osteoglossiformes, Mormyridae.